AGUCAGAGUCACUCUUGUGACCUCAUAGAUGACCCUGUAACCCCCUUUUCAGACCAUGCCAGGGCUGCCUUUUCAGACCACGCCAGGGCUGCCUAAGCUAAGGUCAAGAAGACAGCUGAACCAUCAUCUGUCUGGAAGCCAUGGGAAGUCUAGUCUGUGACGAGAUUGAGGCAGCCAUCAAGAUCCAAGCCUGGUGGAGGGGCCUGCUGGUGCGACGGGCGUUGCUGCACGCAGCCCUCCGUGCCCGGAUCAUUCAGUGCUGGUGGCGGGCUGUGCUGGCCCAGGCACUGGACAAACGACGGCGGACGAUGCUGCUGCUCUACUCGCGGCAGGAGAGCGCCGUGGUCAAGCUGCAGGCUCGGGUGCGCAUGUGGCGUAUUCGCCGCUGCUUCUGUCGGGCGCGGGCUGCAGCCUGCAUCAUCCAGGCGUACUGGCGCUGGUACGCCAGACGAAACCGAAAACCAGAAAGCGACCACACGACGGCAGAGCAUUUGGAAAUCGAUAUAAAAAUUCUGGUUUAAAAAUUCUGGAGCCCUAGAGGCUGCGGUAGCUGCGGAGGGACCGCGCGAACUCUACCUCUUUCAAUAAAGAGUAUGGACUGGACUAAUCUGGUCUAAUCUG
This is a messenger RNA of Phascolarctos cinereus (koala), 621 nucleotides long. NCBI's taxonomy places the organism in Eukaryota, Metazoa, Chordata, Mammalia, Diprotodontia, Phascolarctidae. The record is from RefSeq and is a predicted model, not a curated record.